AUGGAUAUGCCCCCAGUACAACAACAACAACCACAACCACAACAGCCUCAACCUCCAGUCUCUCCUACAAUCCCCAAACAACCCAGAUCUUCUGCAUCCAGGUCUAAAAGGGCUACAAACUCUGAAGAAAACCCCUCUACUAAGAAGACCAGAACAUCUGUUGCUACACAAGUUCUGAAGACAAAGUCUGAUAAACCAGCAACCUCUGAUGCUGCAAACACUGAUCCUGUAAACACUGAAGCUGCUUCUCCUCAAAAGCAGAAAAGGAGGAGACUGGUUGCAGCCUAUGAUUAUGAUGAUCUUGAACCUGCACAUGCAACAAACUCUGAACCUCCUCCUGCAACAAACUCUGAUCCUUCCCAGGCCAGUCCUCAAACAAAGACACCAAGAUUCAAAAGAAGAGCAAACAAGCCUAAGAGGCUAAGGGUGCCAAUCACAGAAAUCACAGAUUUUACAGUUGAGGAAGAGCAAACACCAUCUACCACACUACCAGAAUCUUCUCAAGCUCUGAUGGUGCUUCCUCUUCAAGCAGUUCCGCUCUCAACUGCUACAGCAUCUUCUACUUCAUCUGAAGUAGAUGAAGAAAUUAUAUGCAAGGAGCAAGCUACAGCUGAAGCUGAGACACCAGUGUCUGAUUUUCAAAUUCCAGUAUCUGAUCAUGGACCCUCCACUCCAAUUCCUCAUUCUCCAAUGAAAAUUCCUGAGGGUGCCAUUGUUCAUGAUACUGCUCCUGAAAAUUACAAGUCAGAUGCUGUAGUUGAAGAACCUGAUAAGGUAGCAGUGGAAGCACUGCAGUCUCUUGCUAAGGCUGGUGGAGAGCCUAGCAAAUCAAAAGCUGAUGUUCAAGAAAAAUCUGUUCAAGAAACUGUUGAGAAAGUUGCUAAUCCUGCAUCUGAUAAUGAUGAGGAUGAUGACAGUUCAGAUGAUGACAAUGAUAAAAAUGAUGAUGAAGCCCCUUUGUCUCAUUUACAACAAAAGUGGGAGUCCACCAGCCAAUACAAUGCCAGGCUGCAGACUCUGAACACAAACUCUGAGCCACUUCCCAGGGAUCUUCAGGUUGAUCCACCAACUGAACCAUUCAGGCUUCAUAAAAGGGUAUUCAAGGACCUCAUCUCCAUAGAUGAGAAGUAUCCAAUUCAGAGACCCCUUCUCAUUCCAGCUCAAGUUAGAGUCAGGAUGGAUAUGCCCCCAGUACAACAACAACAACCACAACCACAACAGCCUCAACCUCCAGUCUCUCCUACAAUCCCCAAACAACCCAGAUCUUCUGCAUCCAGGUCUAAAAGGGCUACAAACUCUGAAGAAAACCCCUCUACUAAGAAGACCAGAACCUCUGUUGCUACACAAGUUCUGAAGACAAAGUCUGAUAAACCAGCAACCUCUGAUGCUGCAAACACUGAUCCUGUAAACACUGAAGCUGCUUCUCCUCAAAAGCAGAAAAGGAGGAGACUGGUUGCAGCCUAUGAUUAUGAUGAUCUUGAACCUGCACAUGCAACAAACUCUGAACCUCCUCCUGCAACAAACUCUGAUCCUUCCCAGGCCAGUCCUCAAACAAAGACACCAAGAUUCAAAAGAAGAGCAAACAAGCCUAAGAGGCUAAGGGUGCCAAUCACAGAAAUCACAGAUUUUACAGUUGAGGAAGAGCAAACACCAUCUACCACACUACCAGAAUCUUCUCAAGCUCUGAUGGUGCUUCCUCUUCAAGCAGUUCCGCUCUCAACUGCUACAGCAUCUUCUACUUCAUCUGAAGUAGAUGAAGAAAUUAUAUGCAAGGAGCAAGCUACAGCUGAAGCUGAGACACCAGUGUCUGAUUUUCAAAUUCCAGUAUCUGAUCAUGGACCCUCUGAAAGGUGGUCGUUCAAUCAAGACAAAGAAUCAGAUCUUUUAGAGGAAGUUAAAAGACCUGCUGCUGAAGACUGUGCUCAAUAG
Daucus carota subsp. sativus is the source of this 1929-nucleotide messenger RNA. RefSeq lists its product as uncharacterized. The transcript is spliced from 3 exons. Bases 1 to 1929 code for a protein of 642 amino acids. The record is from RefSeq and is a predicted model, not a curated record. Lineage: Eukaryota; Viridiplantae; Streptophyta; Magnoliopsida; Apiales; Apiaceae.